UCACUCCCGUUUGAACAAGGGGAGCAGCGAGGGAUCUGCCUCCACAAGGGUCCACCACCUCUCCUGGUUGAUUUCAAAUUGCUCAUUCAUGUGAUUUGAUCAGAGAAUACUCUUUGUGAGGACAAGACAGGAAAGGGAAGGAGGAGAAAAUAAAGAAAAAGUGUCUUUGGAUGAUGACAUUUGAUCUUAGCCUAAAUGAAGCCCGUUCUUGAUCCUAUUGUUUCUUAAAGUGACAUUAGACUUUUUUGUUGUUGUUGCCAAGGUGCGCUCGGUAGACCACAGGGACCUCCAGUCUAAUCUCACGCGCCCCUCUUCGCCUUACAGUUUUUUGAUUGUUUGUUUGUUCUUGUACAGUGUUUCCCAAACCUGGAUGUUGACAGCUCGCGUUUCUUUUGGCACGUCGCUCUCUUUUCUGUUUCAGGGAAGAAGCGCUAAUAGAGACAAACACGGUGACACCUGCUCACCCAUAGACUUCUCGUUAGCUCUUUUUUUACGGAGCGAUCAAAAGAAGCGAGCACCGCCUGAGACGGUGACAGGAAAAGACUGUUUUCAUGUUCGGGAUUCAAGACAGCAUUCAAAGGAGCGGGAGUAGUAUGAAAGAGGAGCCCAUCGGUGCCGGGAUGAACGCUGUCCGGACAUGGAUGCAGGGUGCCGGAGUGUUGGAUGCGAACACAGCCGCUCAGAGCGGAGUGGGUCUUGCUCGGGCACACUUUGAGAAGCAGCCUCCUUCAAAUCUUCGCAAAUCCAACUUCUUCCACUUCGUUUUAGCCCUAUACGAUAGACAAGGACAACCCGUGGAAAUCGAAAGAACGACUUUUGUUGGAUUUGUUGAAAAAGAAAAGGAAUCUACCGGGGAAAAGACAAACAAUGGGAUCCAUUACAGAUUGCAGCUUCUUUACAGCAACGGCAUCAGAACAGAACAGGACUUUUAUGUACGCCUGAUUGACUCCAUGACCAAGCAGGCAAUUAUUUACGAAGGUCAAGACAAAAACCCAGAGAUGUGCCGGGUUCUGCUGACGCACGAGAUCAUGUGCAGCCGAUGCUGUGACAAGAAAAGUUGUGGCAACCGUAACGAGACACCCUCUGACCCGGUCAUCAUUGACAGGUUUUUCUUGAAAUUCUUCCUCAAAUGCAACCAGAACUGCCUAAAGAAUGCAGGAAACCCACGAGACAUGCGUCGCUUUCAGGUGGUGGUGUCUACUACGGUCAGCGUGGAUGGCCACGUGCUGGCUGUGUCUGAUAACAUGUUUGUACACAAUAACUCUAAACAUGGACGCAGAGCUCGCAGACUGGACCCCUCUGAGGGCACAACGUCAUACCUGGAACAUGCCACUCCUUGCAUUAAAGCCAUCAGUCCCAGUGAAGGCUGGACGACAGGGGGUGCCACAGUCAUCAUCAUUGGAGAUAACUUUUUUGAUGGUCUACAGGUCAUCUUUGGCACCAUGCUGGUCUGGAGUGAGCUCAUAACCCCUCACGCCAUACGAGUUCAGACUCCUCCCAGACACAUUCCCGGGGUUGUGGAGGUCACUCUGUCCUACAAGUCAAAACAGUUCUGCAAAGGUACACCAGGAAGAUUUAUCUACACAGCUCUGAAUGAGCCCACUAUUGACUAUGGUUUUCAGAGGCUACAGAAAGUCAUUCCGAGACACCCCGGUGACCCUGAGCGCUUACCAAAGGAGGUGAUUUUGAAGAGGGCAGCAGACCUGGUGGAAGCUCUAUAUGGGAUGCCACACAAUAAUCAGGAGAUAAUUCUGAAAAGAGCAGCAGAUAUCGCAGAGGCGCUCUACAAUGUCCCAAGGAAUCACAACCAGUUACCAGGUCUGACCAACAACUCUGUCCACGCUGGCAUGAUGGGAGUCAACUCAUUCCAUAGCCAGCUCGCAGUCAAUGUGUCAGAGUCCACACAAGCAGCCAAUCAGGGUUUCAGUCGGAACACGAGCAGCGUAUCCCCUCACGGUUACGUACCCAGCUCAACACCCCAGCAAAGUAGCUACAGUACCGUCUCUACCAGUAUGAAUGGAUACGGCAACACAGGCAUGACCACACUGGGAGGAUCACCCAACUUCCUCAAUGGUUCAGCUGCCAACUCUCCUUAUGCCAUUGUUCCUUCAAGUCCCACCAUGGCCUCCUCCACCAGUCUUCCCUCCAACUGCAGCAGCUCCUCAGGCAUCUUCUCUUUUUCUCCAGCCAACAUGGUGUCUGCAGUUAAACAGAAGAGCGCCUUUGCUCCUGUUGUGAGGCCCCAGACAUCGCCGCCACCAACCUGCACCAGUGCCAAUGGCAACGGCCUCCAAGUAGAUCAAUCUUUUGUGGACUCUAGCAAGUACUCCACCACCAGCUCCCUGCAGGGACUGGCCUUCUCCUGAAUGAUCCCAGGGAUGAUUGUUCCUCCUAUGUAGGGGCUCCCGGGCUGCUGAAGAGGCACAUGUUAUUUCAGCUCUUGAUGGAGAAUUUAAGGUCUGAAGAGCUGAAGGCAAUUUUGGGUUGAGGAGAAAUGAAAACUGAACUUUUAAAACUCAGGCCUUUUGAAAAAGGAAUCUCAUUUUAUGGGAAGAGAGUGUUUGUUUGCUUUUGUUUUUAAGUUAAUUUCUGGACUGCUCUACGGAAAGACAUUUCCCUAUGUUUUUACCUUUGCAAAAGGGAUGGAUGGAUCUCCUAUUGAUUUUUUUCAUGGGCUUUUUUGAUUAAUUCAGUGAUCACAUGCCUUUUUUUACAGACUGUAUCAUACACAUAAGACACUUUCAGGAGUGGGUGCACCCGUAAUGUUUCUGAGAGCUAGCUGUUGCAUAACAGUGACACAGAUCUCUCUUAAUACUGACCAGUUUUAUGGAAACGGAUACAUUUCAAAUUGUACAAAAUCCAAGAAACACAAAUAAAAAGACUUAGGCCAACCACUUGAACAUAGAAAACAAGAGAGGGAAUUUUUUUGUCCCAGUAAAAGCCAACAAAUAUUUUGCCAUAAUUAUUUUUGUUGUUGUCGUUUCUAAAUUAAAUUGUAGCACCAUACUCAGUUCCCUGUCAUAUUGUUUUUUAAGUGAACAUUCAAAUUCAAAGCAUCUGGGUGCCAGCUGGUUUGGAUGUUAUGAUGUAGGAAAGCUAUUUAAUAGUUUUAAAAAUGCUGUCAUGUCAUGCUAAAUUUUUUCAGUGGGCUGUUCGCUCAUGUCCAGAUUCUUCCUCAAAGAAAAAAAUCCUAUUGAUAGGCAUCCAAUUUCCAAAACAAAUCAGUAUUUAUGUUUAUUAAAAUGUGUGCUGCUAAAUAGAGCAAAUAUAUGCAGUAAACUUACAAUUGAAGGAAAAAAUAAAAAUGCACCCUUAGUUGCCAUUUAGUUUUCUUUUAAAAACAUUUUGAAUUGUAUGUGUGCUCCAAUAAUGUGAUGAAAUCUUUUUUUUUUUUUUUUUUUUUUUUGCUUUGUUUAUGAAAAAUGAAACUGUGAGAUCAAUUUAUGAAGUGUUUGGUUUGCUGUGUCUGCUAGUGAAGGAUAUAGGUUAAAUGAAGUAUAAGAAGAAUGCUAUUUCAGAGUUGACUGUUAAAACAACCCUUUUCCUUUUGUAUGUGUGUUUCUUUGGCUGGUUUUGAGAGACAUGACUUGAAUUAGCAAAGUAUGCCCGUUUAGACCACACUGUAUAGAAUGCUUUCCAAAUGUAAACGAGUCCAACACCCAACAUAAAACAGUUUGAUUAGUUCCCAUUGGUAGUCAUCUAUUUUUGUACACAUGAUUUCUGUUGCCAAAGUCUUUGUUUUAUUUGUAUUUAUCUCAAAAUGGCUUGAGGCAGCUUAUUAUAACACUGAUGACUGGCUCAAUGCAUAGGCUACACAAAUUCUGACCAACUUCAGCAAACAAAGAGCAACAGUGAGGAAGGAUACUGGACAAAAAGAGGGGAAUCUCUGUAAAAUAUCCAUAUAAAUAAUAUAUGUAUAUCCAGACUUUGUAUAUUCCUUUUCUCCCCAAAGUUUCUUUGACUGUGUAAGGUUUUUCUGUGUGUGUGUUUGUGUCUUGUCCAUCUGUUCACUCUCAUCACCCAGCCUUGUCUUGAAAUGUAAUUUCUCAUCAUGUUUAUUUGCAUUUCAGUCCAUGUUUUCAUCAUGUUGCUAAGCUUCCAUUUUUUUAUUCUGUUCGUAAAAAAAAUACAUUGUCUAGUUUUGUAUAAUUUGUAAGUUAAAAAGCAAUUGUUUUUCUUUUGGAAUUUUUUAAUGUAUGGCAACAAAGUAGCAUCUCACAGUAUUUAGUUAUGUAGA
Messenger RNA from Xyrauchen texanus (razorback sucker), 4237 nucleotides. Its product is annotated as transcription factor COE1-A. Gene Ontology annotation, biological process: regulation of transcription by RNA polymerase II. Gene Ontology annotation, molecular function: RNA polymerase II cis-regulatory region sequence-specific DNA binding; DNA-binding transcription factor activity, RNA polymerase II-specific. The transcript has 17 exons. The coding region runs from base 552 to 2366 and encodes 604 amino acids. Lineage: Eukaryota; Metazoa; Chordata; Actinopteri; Cypriniformes; Catostomidae. The record is from RefSeq and is a predicted model, not a curated record.